Molecule: messenger RNA, 1975 nt
Organism: Cercospora beticola
Lineage: Eukaryota; Fungi; Ascomycota; Dothideomycetes; Mycosphaerellales; Mycosphaerellaceae
Cellular component (GO): cytosol
Molecular function (GO): transaminase activity; pyridoxal phosphate binding
Source: RefSeq, a predicted model, not a curated record
GUUCUGACGAACCGCCACGGUCAUAUAAUGGCUGCGUUAUACCUCGUCCUGACUACUCAGGCGUUCCUUGACUUCUUGUUCACACCUUACCCAACUUAGUAUUCUGUUCAGUCAUUUCCUGCGAACUGUUUCUACAACAUCGUCGCAAUGUCACCUUCGAUACUACUCCUCAACGAGAGCGAUGUCCUCGACAGAGAGGUAGCUGUCUCCAACGGCACCGACUCGCAGAAGCUCGUCAAGUCUGCGGUUCUACACCGCACUCUCCAUCACGAUCCCCACCGCGUCAUUGCAUCACAAGGCCACUUCCUCCAGCUAAGCAGUGGACAAGAGAUCUUCGACGCAACUGGUGGUGCUGCUGUUGCAUGCCUAGGACACGGCGACGCUCGGAUCCAAAAUGCUCUCAUUGAGCAGAUGCGAGAGGUGUCAUAUUGCCACUCCCUCUUCUACGCUACGCAAGCCGCCGAAGAUCUCGGCAAGCUCCUGGUCGACAGCACAAGCGGCGAGAUGACACGGGCAUUUGUCGUCAGCAGCGGGAGCGAAGCCAUGGAAGCUGCCCUCAAGAUGGCGAGACAGUAUCACCUUGAGAAAUCCGAUCCAGAGCCGGAACGAUCGCACUUCAUCUCACGGCAUCAGAGCUAUCAUGGCACAACACUGGGCGCAUUGGCCGCAGGUGGUCACGCUGCACGCCGGGCAUUGUUCGAACCUAUGCUAGCUACUAAUUCAUCCCGGGUAUCACCUUGCUACGCAUACCGGGACAUGGAUCCUACCGCCGACACCGAAGCCGAUUAUGUUCAACGAUUAGAAGCCGAACUCGAUGCCGAAUUCCAAAGAAUUGGUCCGAACAAAGUCGCGGCCUUCGUCGCCGAGCCUGUUGUUGGGGCUGCGUUAGGCUGCGUGCCUCCUGCAGCAGGCUAUUUCAAGGCUGUCCGACGAUUGUGUGACAAGUAUGGAGCACUACUCAUUCUCGACGAGGUCAUGUGCGGUGCUGGACGCGUUGGACCUGAACCGACUACCCGGUAUCCUCGACCCCUGCACGCAUGGCAGGAUCCUCUCAUCGAUGUGAUCCCGGAUCUCCAAACACUUGGAAAAGGACUGGGAGGAGGGUACAUGCCCGUCGCAGCUAUGCUCGCGAGCAAGCGUGUCGUGCAAGUGCUCGAACACGGAACGGGUGCCUUCAUGCACGGGCAGACGUACCAGGGUCACCCGCUCGCUUGCAGAGCUGCACUGGAAGUACAGAGGAUCAUCCAAGAAGACAACCUCGUUGCCAAUGUCCGAAAACAAGGCGCUCUCCUCGGCAGGCUACUCAAUGAACGAUUGGGCUCUCAUGCUGCCGUAGGAGACAUUCGAGGCAAAGGACUCUUCUGGGGGAUAGAAUUUGUAAAGUGCCGCAGGACCAAGACACCCUUCGACCCGGAUCUUGGUAUAGCGAUGGGAUUGCAUGAACUCGGUAUGCAAAAGCCGUUCAACAUCAGUUUGUAUCCAGGUACAGGGAGCGCCGACGGCCGCCGUGGCGAUCAUAUUCUGCUCGCGCCUGCAUACAACGUGACGGACGAUGAGAUUCGACAUAUUGUUGAAAUCGUUACGGCGAUUGUGACGAAAUACUUCAAGACAGCGACCCUCAAAGGAAGUGACGAGGCCAUUUCUAAGGCGACGAGAAUGUUGCCAACCAGCACUGGUAUCAGCGAAGUAAAUGGGAGUGGUGCUGGCUUGACUACAUUAAUGACGGAGUAAUUUACCCCUCACGAACACGAGCGGGACUAUAAGGAAAGAACGGAGUACUGGAUUUUGCAUACAUUGGCGUAUUUGGAACGGCUCCCGAGCUCUAUCUCCCAGCUUUAAUUGGUGCUUUAAUCAAGUGGAGGCUGAGGGAGGGGCCGGCAUAUGAGCAUGAGACACGGCAAUAACCACGAGGUGACGCGGAAGGGCGGCUACAAUUUCACUCGGAUCAAAUAAGCUUCGAAGCUGAACUUCACCC